Molecule: messenger RNA, 2742 nt
Organism: Sardina pilchardus (European sardine)
Lineage: Eukaryota; Metazoa; Chordata; Actinopteri; Clupeiformes; Clupeidae
Gene: slc39a1
Product: solute carrier family 39 member 1
Exons: 4
Coding region: 346-1257 (303 amino acids)
Biological process (GO): zinc ion transmembrane transport
Cellular component (GO): plasma membrane
Molecular function (GO): zinc ion transmembrane transporter activity
Source: RefSeq, a predicted model, not a curated record
AUCAGCGGGCGGAGUCCAUCGAUGAACUGGAGAACAUGUACACCAGUGAGCACCGAGGAGUAGUUUAGAAAUGUAGCUUGUUAUUUACAGACGUUUAACAUGUAUUUAGCGAUAUUGCCUUCUCUCAUCAACUACUACUCAGUUAGCCUACUAUCAUGUGGACGGAAGCGCUAGUUUAGCUCAGAUCUGACCUGGUUUGUCAGCCUCUCUCUCUCUCAUGCUGCUGUUCUUCUAGUUUGUUUACCAACACUAGCUAGCAAGUUGCAACACAGACAGACAGAUAGAUUUACCUGUGAGUUAGCUCGCCAACCAGCUAGCAGUGGACAUCUAGAUUAACUGUCAGACAUGGAUUACAUUUUACAGGUAAAAAUAGGCGCCCUUGUGGGAUUGCUGCUUUUGACACUCUUUUUCGGAUUCAUUCCUGCUCGGAUGAAAUGGUUUCGGGACACGAGUGGAACAGACACGCAUCGGGCUGUUCUCAGCUUCAUCAGCUGCUUUGCGGGCGGAGUCUUCCUCGCCGCCUGUCUACUGGACAUCAUCCCAGACUACUUGUCUGACAUGUCCACGGAGCUCGACAAACGAGGGGUGGAUAUUGAAUUCCCCCUGGCGGAGUUCAUCAUGGCGUGCGGCUUCUUCACCGUUCUCAUCCUCGAGCGCCUGGUGCAGACCUGCAAUAGGCGGCAGAGCGAUGAGCGCCAGCCCCUCUUAUCUAGCCACGGACACGGGCACGGGCACAGCCAAGGGAACGGCACCGUUAACGAGCUGGAGAGCAGCGGGGGCCAUCACAUGCACAUAGACCUGCAGGCUCACUCUUCGUUCCGCUCCUUCAUCCUCUUCCUCUCGCUGUCCCUGCACUCUGUGUUUGAGGGGCUGGCCAUCGGCCUGCAGAACACCGAGUCCAAGGUCUUGAUGAUCUGCAUCGCCAUCCUGGUCCACAAGAGCAUCAUCGUGUUCAGCCUGUCGGUGAAGCUGGUGCAGAGUGCCGUGCCGCCACUCUGGGUGGGCGCCUACGUGCUGGUGUUUGCCCUCAUGUCGCCCAUUGGCAUCGCGGUGGGCAUCGGCGUCAUGGAGGCGCAGCUGUCGUCCGGCGCGCUCAUCCAGGCCGUGCUGGAGGGCCUGGCGGCGGGCACGUUCAUCUACAUCACGUUCCUGGAGAUCCUGCCGCACGAGCUGAACUCGCCAGAGAGGCAGCUGCCCAAAGUGUUCUUCAUCCUCGUCGGCUUCAGCGUCAUGGCCGGGCUCGGCUUUCUGGGCUGAGAAUGACCGUGGGAAAGAGUUGGGGAGGGGAAGGGGGUAACGGUGGAAAAGAAGGACAGAUAGAAACUGACCAAGAUGAAAAGACAGAAUGAAUGAGAAGAUCAUGGAACUCUUUUAAAGCUAAAUCUAUGCCCCUUUUCUUCGUGAGUGCUGACUUUAUGGUGCUGGCCUGCUUAGCAUGUAUGUGCAUCAUUGUAGUCAUUUAUUGAUCACUGGACGUGUGAGCUGCACAGGGACUUCAGGAGAAGGAGAACAAUGUGGCUGGUUGUAAGGUACUGAUGCUGUGCACAUACAAGACGCACUGUUUCUCUGAUAUCAGGCAAUGAAAGGCAGCGCCUGUUGGAGAUCUAGGUUUGGAGGGCAGACUAGGAGGAAGCUUCAGUCUGUUUCUCUCCAUGGAAGAACGUUGAGUCACACGGACUGACCAGAGGGCAAACCCAACUCUCUCAAUCCUUCAGCUCAAUUCUGUGCAAUGCCAGUCAUUUUAUGAUUCUUACAUUUACCUUUUUUGCAUUUAUUUUUCAUCUGUGUUAACAUCAAACCUUCAGUGUUUUAAGUGUUUUUGUUAUUAUUUUUAUGUUUUUUUUAUCUGUUUUUAAGGACCACCAUUUUCUGAGGUCAUCUUGCUAGUAGAUGCUAACAUCCGUGGAAUAUGUAUUUACCUUUAAUGGGAAAUGCAUUUAUUUCAUCGAGGGACAGCUGUCCAUAUUCAUGUCUGACUCAUUUUACACUGUGUCUUUUGCACUUACCUACUGACUCCCAGAGAUGACUGGCUUUGUGUGGAAAAACUGACACUGGAAAUAUGAAAUCUCAGAUGUUUUCCUCGGAAGAGAAGUGCUGGAGAGUCAUGUUUGCUGCGGAACGCGUGUAUAGUCAGUCAUAAAGUGUGACAGGUGGUUGCCACGCGUGGCCAAAUCUAGCACUCUUACAAACCUCGACUUUUUUUAGACUAUUUCAUGAACCACUUGGGAAGUGUUGCAAUUGACAUAUGAUUAGUGGUUUAAUUGAGUUUUCAAGACGAACAAAUGUAAUUUUCGUGACUUGAUAAAAAAAAAAAAGUAAUUUCUAAUGAACUGUUUUGUAUUUUGUAUUUUUAAAGAAGGUACCUUUUUUAUUUCUCGGUCAAGUAUUUUUUUUUCAUUGUUAAGUGCCACCUUUUACAGUUGGACUAAAAUAUGAGACAAAAAUGCCAAACGUGCCAAAGGUGUGAGGUGAUUCCUUACUUUUACCGCUCAAAAGACACACAGGAAUAGUCUAGAAACAUGCAACGGGAAAUGUACUGUAUUACAGUAUCGAAUAUGCCAUCCAUGUACGGGACUUUUGCCUCCUUUAUUGUAUGGUGCACUAUUGUGUCAUGUACUGUAAAGCUUGUUUGGGUUUCCCUGGUCAUGCAAAACAUGUCUGAGAAUCACUAGGCUCUCUUGAGCCAACUCUGUUCUACCCUCUCUCAGUAAUAAAAAGGAUGGCUGUGCCUGUAACAAACCA